CCUGAAUGCGCUGUACCCGGAAGCCAUAAAGGCCACGGUUCUGUUCGCUCACUCCCUUCCUCAACUAUCAUACUUGGUAAAAGCCGAAAACUUGAGGAAGUUCUUCCGGUGGCAAAGGAGGAGCCGGGUCCAGUUUUCGCAAGUCUUGUACUGCACGUGGCGGUGGUACAAAACCCGUGCUACAUACCGUUAUACAUUGUCAUCUGGAGAGGCUAGAGAAAUAUGAGACAGAAGAUGGCUCUCAGUUCAAUCCUGGGAACAGCGUUCCCAUCCCGAGAGAACGUUUCAGAUCCGUUAACUGGACCCGCCACUAACAUCUCCCCAACCACUCUCCUCGAAACCUUCAUCCCGGGCUACGGCCCCAUCCACAAAUUUCUUCUCUACACCUUUGGUUUCGACGUCACAGUCCUCGUCUCCCUAGGGGCCAUCCUCUGGCUUGGGGGCCGUAUAGGUCGCUCAGUAUGGACCGUGAUCUGGGCUCUGAUCGCCGCCAAUUGGAUGGCCGAAGUAUCUGUCAGCAGCUCCGAUGAGAUCCACGCCCACCUCCUCCAAUUCCUUGCGCACCAGUACAGGACCAAAUCCUCACGACGCCUGAUGGCCGAGACCCCUACCAAAUCCGCUUGGGAACUUGAUAGCGAGGAUGCGGAAAACUUAGAGACCACGGUCGAUGCAGAUGGGAAUAUCAAGUGGCUCAACUUUUCAAACCAGGAAGCGAAAACCCAGCCGAUAUUUACGCCCGCAAUCGGGAAUCACAGUUUCUGGCAUGACGGCACCUACUUCACGCUCAGGAGGAAAGAGGUCACGCUUUUUGAUGAACUUGGCGGUGGCGGAGCGGCCACUCUGAAGGACAAAGAGAUUCUGACCCUGUCUUGUUUCGGGAGGUCGACAGAGCCGAUCAAGGCCCUUAUUCAGCAUGCCAAGAGCCAUUAUCAUCUUGGUCAUAAUGCAAAGACAAUCAUUAAGAGGCCAGCGCCGAAGGAUAUGCGAAGAUUCGGGGGUAGAGGGUCCUGGGUUAAGAUUGCGGAACGGCCUUGUAGACCUAUGAAGACGGUCGUGUUAGAUGAGGAGCGUAAGAUGGAUGUCCUGGCUGAUAUCAACGAGUACCUCAAUCCGGCAACUGCCAGGUGGUACGCAAAUAGGGGUAUCCCCUACCGUCGAGGAUAUCUAUUCCACGGGCCCCCGGGGACAGGGAAGACAUCUCUUACUUUUGCCUUGGCGGGCGUCUUCGGAUUGGAUAUCCACGUGGUCAGUUUGCUGGAACCAACGUUGACGGAAGAGGAGUUAGGGAUGCUCUUCACUAAUUUACCGGCUCGCUGCAUCGUGCUCCUAGAAGAUAUCGACACAGCGGGUCUGCUGCGAAACGACCCCGAAUCCGACGAAUCCAAGAAGGUGGAUGGCGAUUCAUCAUCGAAUCAGGAUUUUAAUGUAGUUAAUCUGACCAAGGCGCUGAGGAAAGCUCAGGAGCAAUCGGAAGAGGAGCGCAAGAAAGGCAUUUCAUUGUCUGGUCUCCUGAAUAUCAUUGAUGGCGUCGCCUCCCACGAGGGCCGCGUGCUAGUAAUGACGACCAACCGGCCCGAAAAACUCGACGAUGCCCUGAUCCGCCCUGGCCGCGUCGACCACCAAGUCGCAUUCGAAAACGCCAAGACGCACCAGAUCCAAGAACUCUUCGAGCGCAUGUACGCCAACGAGCUCCCUCGCACGCGGCUCCAGCCCUCCGUGGACCUCACGCCGCCAUUACCCCCCACCACGGGCGAGAAAGUCAAGGUCCUGAACGCGGUCGUUGCUGAGGUGCAAGGCGAUGAACUGAGGGCGCUGGCUAAGGAAUUCGCGGCUAGGGUCCCCGAGGGCCUGUUCUCCCCUGCGGAACUGCAGGGGUUCUUAUUGAAGAGGAAGAAGGAUCCGAGGAAGGCGUGUGAGGAGGUCGAGAAGUGGGUUGCUGGUAUGUUGGAGGUUAAGCGCGCUGGGGGGAAGUUGGUCCCGCAGUAGUCUUCCGAGGGAGCGGAAUCAAUCAAUCAUGAUUAAUGAGAGAGAGAGAGAGUAAGGUAGUGGUGGCUAAUUGAUCCAGUUCAUCUUACGUAUACAUCUAGAAGAAUAAAAUAUAUAUAUAUCAUCC
Messenger RNA from Amorphotheca resinae ATCC 22711, 2113 nucleotides. RefSeq lists its product as hypothetical. Gene Ontology annotation, molecular function: ATP binding; ATP hydrolysis activity. Gene Ontology annotation, biological process: protein insertion into mitochondrial inner membrane from matrix; mitochondrial respiratory chain complex III assembly. Gene Ontology annotation, cellular component: mitochondrial inner membrane. Lineage: Eukaryota; Fungi; Ascomycota; Leotiomycetes; Helotiales; Amorphothecaceae. The transcript has 3 exons. The record is from RefSeq and is a predicted model, not a curated record. Bases 223 to 1986 code for a protein of 587 amino acids.